Molecule: messenger RNA, 2206 nt
Organism: Toxorhynchites rutilus septentrionalis
Lineage: Eukaryota; Metazoa; Arthropoda; Insecta; Diptera; Culicidae
Exons: 3
Coding region: 173-2092 (639 amino acids)
Cellular component (GO): nucleus
Molecular function (GO): zinc ion binding
Source: RefSeq, a predicted model, not a curated record
UAUACACUCUCAUUCAUAAACAGUAAAAUCCGUAAAACCACUGUCAACAGCUUAUCGUCAAAUAUUAUUGGCACAGGUAGUCCUCCUGUUACAUAGCUUUAAUCCUAAAUUUGGAAAGGACCCAGGUUGUGCGAUAUUGUUUUCAAGUCGUUUGCUUUGGCAAUAGCAAGGAAUGGCUUCCACCAUUUGGUAUCCACCGCAGCAAAGAACUCAACUUCCGGAAGGACAUCAUAGGGAAAAGGUUGCUGCGAGUGCUGCCCACCGCUUGUGUCGAUUGUGUCUUUCGAAGGAGCAACGGCUUGAGCCACUGUUUCCCCCGGAUGGAAUGCCGAACGAAACACUGCUGCAGCGGAUUCUGAACUGUCUCACAAUAGCGCUUACUUUUGACGAGGAUUUCGACACGUACAUCUGUUUUAUCUGCAUCCAGGAGGUUACAAAGUUUUACUUCUACAAAGAGCAAUGUCUGGCGAACGAUUCGAUUUUACGUAGCCGCCAAAAACACGCCGACGGAUACGCUGAAGAGGAGAAGGAUGAUUGUGCAGUGGUGGAACGUAACAACGGCCAAGCGGACACCCACGACAGUGAGGUUGACUAUUCGGAAGGAGAACUGAUUGAUUCGGAUGAAUUCGAUGUCCGAGAUGUGGAAGAUGAUAAUGAGGAAAGUGUUCAGAGAGGCUUCUUCAGAAGCCCGCGGAUACAAAUGGAGCCACAGUUCUUAAAACCACUGCCAAAGCAGAGAGCCAGAAGAGAGAAUGUACAAGAUUACUACCACGGUGGAUUCAGGUAUACCUGCGCGUCUACUCGUGCGAAUGGGAAUGUGCACUGGCGGUGUAUGUACAAGUCGAAACUUAAAUGCCGAGCAGCGAUUCAGGUGGCUCCCAAUGGCACAGUUACGAGGGGACCCAAUCGACACAAUCACCAUCCAGAGAAACAAACCGAACGCUUCCCGGUAGAUGGCACCAUCACGGAUUUGCGUACGGGUCGGCAGGUGUCUUAUCAGUUGAUCAACAGUGGCAGUCGAAUGCAGCUUGUUUGCGAUGGGUACAAAUAUUGGUGCGCAAGGACUACCAAAAAACAAACCACCUAUUGGCGAUGUAUGAAACACAGUGGAAAGCUGAACUGCCGGGCGGUUCUUUCGAUUGGGGUUGAUUUCAGCAGUUGUACGACCAAUGGUUAUCCACACAAUCAUCCUGCACAGAUUGAUAUGGUCCAGACACCGUUGUCGAAUUGCGGUGCUUUAAGCAGACAGGAACGUAACGGGGAGAAUUCCAAUCUGCAAAUGAUGCAACCGAUGAAUGGACACGAAACAACAAGCAAGCCGUUUAAUCCGAAGUCCAAGUGGAAUGUGAUGAUACACAAGGGGUACGACUUUGGUUUUCCGCGGAUAGAACGGAAGAAUACCAAGUGGUCUUGCUUUAAGAAAAGUUCGUUCAAUUGCCCCGCUAAUGUUUACACUGAUUGGUCAGGGAAGGUGAUUAGGGAGAGCGAUUGGGCACAUAACCACAAGCAGAGUGACGAUUACGAUGGAGAUGCCAUCAUCGAGGGUUACAUGCAGCACAUCAAGACUAAGGAAUCCAUCUUCUACAAACUCAUUCCUGGGAAGCGUGGUCAGCGUUUCGUUCUGUACAAAGGUUAUCGCUACUCAUCCGACCGGUUGGUACGAGAUGGCCGUAUUGCGUGGAAGUGUACAAAAUGUAAAGUUUUCAUUGUUGUUGGGGGCCGUUUUGGGACGAUCGAAGAGCGUGGAGGGGACCAUGGGCACCCGACGCAGGAUGACGAUGAUGCAACGUGCGACACAUCGUACUAUGCGGACCAGCAGUCGAACGCGGAUCUGGACUCGGAACAAACUCAGGACGAUGAGCACGAUAUGGAAUUUAGUGUGAAGAUAGAGCCGGAUGACGAUGAGCGCCUAAAGCAGUACGACGAGGAGGAGGACGAUGGCGACCAGGACGAGGUGGACGACAACGACGACGAAGAUGACGCAGAGGACGAUGAAGAUGACGAUGAUGAGGAUGAAGACUAUGAAGAUGAACAGAUAAUCAUUCCAGAUGUAUCCAUAGUAAGUACGCAGAGGAAAACAAGAGGUAAGUGAAAUGAAAACAUUUCCACCCAAUCAAGUCAUUAGAGUUAUAAGAUAUGGAAUGCCAAAUUACACAGUUAUGUGACUGAUCUUAACACAUUGACAUUAAAUGUACAGAACAUGAAA